AUGGAGAAAGAAACGAGGUGAAAACGCGCGCGAUGAAAAUAAAGAGAAAAACAAACAAAAAAGGAGAAAAGUAAGAGGAGAGAGGCAGGAGAAAGAGAAAAGAGAGAGAGAAAGCGGAGAAAAGAGGAGAAACAAGCGAGCAGUAGCGCAGUUUAUAUUAGUGAGAUAGGAAGAGUGGUAGCGCGUGUGUGUGGAAAAAGAGGGUGGGGAAAAGAGUGACUGAGAAAAAAGGGAAAAAGAGAGAGUGAGUGUGAGAGUGAGUGAAUGAGUGAGAGAGUGAGUGAGUGAUUGAGAGAGUGAGAGAGAAAGAUGGCUACAGUGGCGGCGGGCGGAGUGCAGCAGGAGAAUGGCUUCAGCACCGUGAACAGCUCCGGCAGAAUGAACGGACUCGCGCUCGGACAGAGCUCCAUUCCCAUGAAGGACCACGACGCCAUCAAGCUGUUCGUGGGUCAGAUCCCACGGAACCUGGAGGAGAAAGACCUCAAGCCGCUAUUUGAGGAAUUCGGCAAGAUCUACGAACUCACCGUGCUGAAAGACCGCUUCACCGGGAUGCAUAAAGGAUGUGCCUUUCUAACAUACUGUGCCAGGGAGUCUGCACUGAAGGCUCAGAGUGCUCUUCAUGAGCAGAAGACUCUGCCUGGGAUGAACCGGCCCAUCCAGGUGAAGCCAGCAGACAGUGAAGGACGGGGAGAAGACAGGAAGCUCUUUGUUGGGAUGUUGGGAAAACAGCAGAGCGAAGAGGAUGUACGCAGGCUGUUUGAGACAUUUGGUCAGAUUGAGGAGUGCACCGUGCUCCGGGGGCCUGAUGGGGCCAGUAAGGGCUGUGCCUUUGUCAAGUAUUCCAGCCAUGCAGAAGCCCAAGCAGCCAUCAACAGCCUGCACGGUGGCCAAACCAUGCCUGGUGCAUCCUCCAGCCUAGUGGUGAAGUUUGCCGACACAGACAAAGAGCGAACUCUGCGCAGGAUGCACCAGAUGGCGGGCCAACUCGGCGUCUACAGCCCCAUGACUAUCCAGUUUGGAGCCUAUGGAGCAUACACACAUGCUGUAGGAGCCGAUACAUCCAUCAUACAGAUGAUGCAGCAGCAGGCGGCGCUCAUGGCUGCCACACAAGGCACAUAUCUCAACCCCAUGGCAGCCAUCGCGGCCGCACAGAUGCAGCAAAUGGCAGCUUUCAACGGACUGGUGGCUGCACCUAUGACGCCCUCUUCAGGCACCAGCACACCUCCAGGCAUCAGUGCCACAGCAGUGCCCAGCAUUGCUGCCCCCAUCGGAGUGAACGGCUUUAGUGCCCUACCACCACAGAGCAAUGGCCAGCCAGCCUCUGAACCCAUCUACACCAAUGGAAUUCACCCUUAUCCAGCACAAAGUCCGACAGUGACCGACCAUCUUCAGCAAGCAUAUGCCGGUGUACAACACUAUGCAGCAGCCUAUCCUGCCGCCUAUGCGCCAAUCAGCCAAGCGUUUCCCCAGCAACCCACCAUCAUUCCCCAGCAACAGCGUGAAGGGCCAGAGGGCUGUAAUCUGUUUAUUUAUCACCUACCGCAGGAGUUCGGGGACGCUGAGCUCAUGCAGAUGUUUCUGCCCUUUGGCAAUGUCAUCUCUGCCAAAGUCUUUGUGGACCGGGCCACCAAUCAGAGCAAAUGUUUUGGCUUUGUAAGCUUUGAUAACCCAUCCAGUGCCCAAGCUGCCAUUCAGGCCAUGAAUGGUUUCCAGAUUGGCAUGAAGAGGCUUAAGGUCCAGUUAAAGAGGCCAAAAGAUGCCAACCGCCCUUACUGAUUGUGCCAACAUCCACUACCAGGAUAAAUGACUACAACACCUUAUUUUUACAAGUGGAGUAUACGUACAAAAGAUUUCCUUCUCUUCGCUCUGCCACAUGAAAGAAGAUCGGUCCUUUGAUUCUGUGGGAAAUCAUUAAGAGAUGUCACACCCGGUGAAUGAAGAAACGAGAAUUUCUUUUUUUUUUUUUUACUUUUAUCCUUUGGCUUUUUCCUUUUUCCCUGCUUUGGCAUUGGUGAAAUCAGAUUUUUGCAGAGACCAACUUUUUUGCUGCUGUUUUUUAGACAAGAUGGAAGAAUCUUUUUUGACACAUUAUUAUGCUCAAAGCAUGCAUACACACACACACAAUUACACACACAGCCAUAAACACACAAAAUGUAGAUACACAACCUGUUUGCACUUAGGCUGAUACUCAUCAAAAGCACUUCAUAUUUUGAAUACUGCUUAAUAUUGAUAUUAAAUACAUAUAGACACAAAUAAAAUACAUAGCACACAUG
This is a messenger RNA of Trichomycterus rosablanca, 2273 nucleotides long. It is a transcript of the gene celf6, whose product is annotated as CUGBP Elav-like family member 6. Gene Ontology annotation, molecular function: mRNA binding. The record is from RefSeq and is a predicted model, not a curated record. Gene Ontology annotation, biological process: regulation of alternative mRNA splicing, via spliceosome; mRNA splice site recognition. Gene Ontology annotation, cellular component: nucleus; cytoplasm; ribonucleoprotein complex. NCBI's taxonomy places the organism in Eukaryota, Metazoa, Chordata, Actinopteri, Siluriformes, Trichomycteridae. The transcript is spliced from 13 exons. The coding region runs from base 310 to 1776 and encodes 488 amino acids.